Molecule: messenger RNA, 777 nt
Organism: Musa acuminata subsp. malaccensis (wild Malaysian banana)
Lineage: Eukaryota; Viridiplantae; Streptophyta; Magnoliopsida; Zingiberales; Musaceae
Cellular component (GO): chloroplast
Source: RefSeq, a predicted model, not a curated record
GAAUUUGAGUGGCUUAGAUGAGUCGAACGCAGGAUCGAGUCGAGCCAAUCAUCAUAACCUCAGCCUUAUCCACACACCAGAGAUAGCGUAGGAGGAGAUAUGUCACGGGCCGCCACCGGGAUCUUCCAAACCAAGAAAUGGCCACCCCGGCUCUCUUCAUCCCCACCGUCGGCAAUGGCUUUGUGCGCAGCUCAUUCCCGCGCUUUUCCUUUCCUUCUCUUCCCGCCGCAAGAAUCAUCAAACCAGCCAGGAUCUACGCAAAUCUAGGUGGAGCGGAUGGAGAGGCGAAGCCUGCCAAGAAGAAGUUCAUCACCAGGGAAGAAGAACCAGACCAAUAUUGGCAGACGGCAGGUGAGAGGAAAGGGGAAAACCCCAUGAAGACACCUUUGCCGUACAUCAUCAUCUUCGGUAUGUCGACGCCUUUCGUCAUCCUCGCCAUUGCAUUUGCUAAUGGCUGGAUCAAGAUGCCCAUGAAGUGACUGAGAGAGAGAGAGAGAGAGAGAGAGAUGGCAGUUUAUGAUCGUUGUUUAGCUAACACAAAAACGUGUACUGUCUACUGUUUCGAUCAACAAAGGAGUUUGUCUGCAGUAAUCGAUCUGCAUUAUUGUGCCGUGAAAACAUGGCAAUCGCUGUGUACAAACCACUGGGAAGAAGACAAUAUAUUACGUCAUCACCAAAGUAAAAGCCUGCAUCUUAAUAGUUGUCCCCAAUCCACCUUCGCUGAAACGAACCUCCCUUUGUAUUUAUUUAUGGAAUCGAAAAGUUUGCAUCUUCGUA